UCCUCUCCUGAAAUCGAACGAUUAUAAAAAAAUAAAAAAACUCGUCGUUUGGCUUUCGAGGAUCUCCGGACGACGACCAUGGCGCCGAUUCUCAGAUCCACUUCCCUUUUCGCUUUGAUCGUCUGCCAGAUUUCUCUCAUCUUCUUAUUUGCUUCCACUCUUCCGAUCUCAUCUGGGUCUGAGUCUGAGGAGAGUUACACAAUCACGGGUAGAGUAAGGAUCCCAGCAAGCACCGUGAUUGGUCAUGCAGCUAAAUUCUCAAGUAUCAAAGUUAUACUCAAUGGUGGGCAGCAUGUUACUUUCCUCAGGCCGGAUGGAUACUUUACCUUGUAUACUACUAUUCCUUCUUCAAAUAAUAUCCACAAAGUGCCAGCUGGAACUCAUCUGAUUGAAGUUUAUGCAAUGGGCUACUUCUUCUCCCCAGUGCGAGUUGAUGUUAGUGCUCGGCAUCGUGGAAAGGUUCAAGCAACACUAACAGAAACCAGGAGGAGUCUUACUGAGCUGGUCUUGGAGCCACUGCGGGCAGAGCAAUACUAUGAGAUGCGAGAACCUUUCUCUGUAAUGUCAAUUGUGAAAAGUCCAAUGGGUCUUAUGGUGGGAUUCAUGGUCGUUGUUGUGUUCUUAAUGCCUAAGUUGAUGGAAAACAUAGAUCCAGAGGAAAUGAAGAGCGCACAAGAGCAGAUGAGAAGCCAAGGAGUGCCUUCGCUCACUAGCUUGUUACCCGCUAGCCGCUAAGCGUUAACCAACAGUCCAAGACACAGGGGUACCAGUUAAAAAAUUGCCAGGAUAGACUUGGAAGAAAUCAGCAUCAGCAAAUUCCUCAAGCGAUCUAACAUUGGGUUUACAAGGUUGGUUAGUGUAGAGACUGUUAUUGUGCAGAGACCUCUCAGACUGACCUAAAGUUGGAUUUUUAUUUUUAGUUUAUUUGAUGGUGAAUGUUUUGCCCUGUUUUAUUUUUUUUGGGAUGGAAAUGUCAUAAAAUCCUUUAAGAAAGAUACACGAAUUCUAAAAUAAAAUCUAUAAAACGUUCAGCGUGUA
This is a messenger RNA of Arabidopsis lyrata subsp. lyrata, 1038 nucleotides long. RefSeq names its product ER membrane protein complex subunit 7 homolog. Gene Ontology annotation, molecular function: carbohydrate binding. The transcript has 7 exons. The coding region runs from base 79 to 735 and encodes 218 amino acids. The record is from RefSeq and is a predicted model, not a curated record. NCBI's taxonomy places the organism in Eukaryota, Viridiplantae, Streptophyta, Magnoliopsida, Brassicales, Brassicaceae. Gene Ontology annotation, cellular component: EMC complex.